Micropterus dolomieu (smallmouth bass) is the source of this 3161-nucleotide messenger RNA. It is a transcript of the gene olfml3b, whose product is annotated as olfactomedin-like 3b. The coding region runs from base 71 to 1240 and encodes 389 amino acids. The transcript is spliced from 4 exons. Lineage: Eukaryota; Metazoa; Chordata; Actinopteri; Centrarchiformes; Centrarchidae. The record is from RefSeq and is a predicted model, not a curated record. Gene Ontology annotation, biological process: signal transduction.
GGCUGGCAGGGAGACUGCUUCACACAAGAUGCUGGAAACUCAGGACCUAAAGAGACUGAGCUGACCCAAAAUGAGAGGACUUGUUGUCUUGGUUACUUUGGCCUGCUUUGCCACCGCUCAGCACCAAGCACUGAUUGACUACUUGGAGCGGAGGCUGCUUGCUAUUGAGGACCGGAUCUCUCUGUGGCAUGAACAGACCGCCCGCUAUGCCUCAGAGCUGCGGGAGCUGAAGCAACAAAUGGUUUCCCAGCUGGAGAACCUGGAUAAAGAGAAAGAGGCAUUGAGAAUGAAUCUGGACAGCGUGGGUACCCGGGUGGACCGGGUUGAGCGUGAGCUGGACUACCUGGAGACUCAGAAUGGAGCCCAGCCAUGUGUUGAUGUGGAUGACAAACUGAUAGAGCAGGAAGUGACGCUGGUAAAGGAGAAGCAGAAGGCCAAGUAUUCAAAACUAUCAGACUGCAGCGACAUGAUCUCCAGCAUAAAAGCCAUGAAGAUCUUGAAGCGAGUUGGAGGGCCAAAGGGCAUGUGGACCAAAGACACCAGCAGCGGCUCUGGGAAGGUCUAUAUUUUUAACGGGACAAAUGAAGACACUGUCCAUGAGUUUUCUUCUGUGCAAGACUUCACCCGCUCGCUGGGCAUGUCACUGUCCAACAACCUGAAGCUGCCGUCGGCCUGGAGGGGAACAGGACACGUUGUCUACAACAGUAACGUGUACUAUAUAAAUCAGGUUGAAGAGAUAAUGGUGGUUAAAUAUGACAUGAAGAACAACUCUGUGACAGACACUGCAGUGUUUCCAGUGCAGGACCAUGUCUCGGUGUACGGCCUGACCCCCGAGACAGUGAUGGACCUGGCUGUGGACGAGGAAGGCCUGUGGGCCAUUUAUGCCACACGGCAGAACGAGAGGCACAUCUCUUUGGCUAAAAUGGACACCAACUCGCUGGACAUCGAGCAAAUGUGGGACACAAACUGUCCGAGAGAGAACGCAGAGGCAGCGUUCAUAAUCUGUGGCACUUUAUAUGUCGUGUACAACACCCAGCAGCCGGGUCGCUCUCGUGUCCAGUGUGUGUUUGAUGUCAAUGACAUGGUGACCAACGAAGACGCACCACUGAUUUACUUUCCAAAGCGUUACGGAGCCCACUCCAGUCUGAAGUACAACCCACAGGAGCAGCUGCUCUAUGCCUGGGAUGAUGGCUACCAGAUCCUGUACAAGCUUGUCAUGAAAAAGAAACUAGAAAUUUGAGCUAAAUAAUGCACUGCACCAUCCUCCCACAACUUCCACAAACACAAACCCAAUAUCAGUACUAUACCAGUGUUUUAGCUCCUUAACUACAAAUCAUGUGCACUUUAUAUCCCUGCAGACCAUUUCUAAUGCUUGCUGUAGAUUGUGUAAUUUGUCACUGGUUCUCCUACGGCAUAAAAAUUAACAAGCAGACUCCUGACACUCACUUUAACUAUGUAAUCCAGUGACCCUCAGGUCUUUCUGUCUUUUUUUCAGUUUCAUUGCUGUGAUGUGGUGUAUCAGUUUAAGGCCAGGCUUAUUUGAAAAGUUACAUACUACACAUUAAACGAGGAACUUGAUUUUCCUACCAUACGGAAAUGAAUGGACAACAACGGGGGUAGGAGAAAUACAUUAAAAAAUUGCAAACACUCCAACAUACGAUGUAAAAUAGACAGCAGUGACAUUAAGUAUUGAUUAUUUGUAGUAAAUUGGCUGAACAUACAAUAUCACUAGUAAGUCUGAAUCUCCAAAAGCCUAAAAAGGAGGAAAAGUGCUGAAUUAUAUCUGUAUACUUUUACACACUUUCAGAUGUCAAUGUUAGGUAAAUUUCUAAUUUUGUAAAGGUAUUAUAUGUUCUCUUUAUCUGAGGCACAGUUUCUCAUUGCUGACAAACACGUUUCUAAUCUGACUGCACUGCACUUCUGCAUGUCAUUUCUGUGUCUACUGGCACAUCAACUUACUGUCCUGACCUGUGAUCUCCUGUGCUACUUCCUGCUUCUAAAGGUGUGACUUGCUUCUUUUUGUUCAUGCUACAAAUAUAGAUACAUCAUGACAACAUGUUUUUAAAUCAGCAUAAUUUACCAGACCACGCUACAUGUCGUUUUGCUGUCUGAGCACGUAAUUCGUAACGUAAUCUUGGUAACAUUGCAUAACAGAGCGCAUGAAAGCACUCUUGUUUGUUGUUCAGUUUAAUUCAACCUUAGGUCUCCCUCCUCCCCGUUCACGUGUGCCCUCCUGCACUCAUUCACCCCCGGGGGAAGCCCCUGAGUUUAGGAAACAGGGAUUUAUAGGGAAUCAAAGAUAAAGUAACAGCAUGUGUAGCAUCUAUAAUAACUCUGUCUGAACGCAGGCUUUAGUGUUGGUGAACUAGUCAGUAUUUAACAUUUAUUAUAUUAUAUAAAAGGCUAUGCUUAGUUCAGAAGAUAACAUUAAGUAAUUUUUUCUUUAUUUAUGCCUCAAAUUUCAUUACAAAUUUCUAGUUUACAGAUUGACAAAAAACUAACAAUCUCAUAAUCAAAAAACAUUUUUAGUGUUAUACACUUAUAAUGCAACCACAACAAUGUUGGCACUAUGGCAGGCGACCUCAGAGCUGCAAUGAAUAUAACUUGGAUAUUAGGACGCGUGAGAAACAGCUAGCUGGCUAGCACUGUUAUAUUUCUGUUUAUGCAUUAUGUGCACGUUUCCCACAAGUCCAGCACCUAAUCAUUUUGUGGUGGUAAACUUUUCACUAAAUGAAAUCACCAAAAUUAACAAAGAACACCACUAUUUGAAUUAUGCCGCUCAUAUAAUGCAAUUGAUUAUUAAUUUAUAUUUAUAUCUAAACAUAUCUAUUUCUUAAUGUUUGCUUAUAUGCUUAUUACCCCACAAUCUUCUAUUCCUCUUCCUGAAAAUAAAUGUCAACUCAACACCUGUUAACUCAAGGAGUCUUUUUCUAUGUACAGGACUUACAAAUAUAUUAAAGCCACUAUGUGUACAAUAUAAACAUUAUAGAGUUUGGCGCCCCCAAGUGGUAUUAUUGAAAAACACACUGACAAUGCACAUCAUUGCUUUCUUUGUGAUUCUUCCUUCCACUGUACAUCUUUCACACUUGUUUCUUGAAGGUGAACUGUACUGACUGACGUCCAUCUAUGGCGCGACUAAUAAAAACUCAUUUAGUUGGAAA